Laccaria bicolor S238N-H82 is the source of this 297-nucleotide messenger RNA. RefSeq lists its product as uncharacterized. The record is from RefSeq and is a predicted model, not a curated record. The transcript has 4 exons. Lineage: Eukaryota; Fungi; Basidiomycota; Agaricomycetes; Agaricales; Hydnangiaceae. The coding region runs from base 1 to 297 and encodes 98 amino acids.
AUGCGUGUUUCCCUGUUUAAAAACCCUCUCACAUUUCAAGGACCCAUCUUCCCCCACACCCCUCCACUGCGACAUGAAUCACUUCACCCCCAUGACGAUCUGGACUCUAUUGGGCAUCCCUCCACCCAAUCCCUACCCCGAACCUGUGUGUGGUAUAAUAUGUCUAUCAGUGGCCUCAUGUUUGCAACUGUGGACUCCACCGGCCGGUUGCCUGACGGUACCAUGCUCUUAACUAUCAUUGACGACGAUGGGGAGAAGGUGACCCUUCCAGCAUGCGGCGUAACACAGGUCUCUUAA